Molecule: messenger RNA, 2611 nt
Organism: Oryza sativa Japonica Group (Japanese rice)
Lineage: Eukaryota; Viridiplantae; Streptophyta; Magnoliopsida; Poales; Poaceae
Product: cationic amino acid transporter 6, chloroplastic
Biological process (GO): amino acid transport; transmembrane transport
Cellular component (GO): plasma membrane
Molecular function (GO): amino acid transmembrane transporter activity
Source: RefSeq, a predicted model, not a curated record
GCUGAACACAUGUGUGGACACUGAGCCAGUGAGCAGAGGCUGCUUGGAAAUUAAGCUGCAAAAGACAGUGCCUUAAUUUGAAGCUACUCCAGCAUACUCCAUGCAAGCUCUAGCUAGCUAGGUCAGUAUACUUGCAGUAGUCAGUACUCAGUACAUAUAUGUGCUGUCCGAGCGCGAGCAGAGAGAGACUUCAAUUCAUUUCCCACCGUCCAAAUAAAACACUGAAUUCGAAUAUUGAAUGCUCUUUCGCGUCGCGGCAUAUAUAUAUGAAUCUCCGAUCGAUGCGGCUCGUCGUCGCAGCUAGCAGCUAGCACAGCUGAGAAGAGAUGGAUCAGUGAAGAAGUUAAACCAUGAGCAGGCUGUAAUGACAGUGGGAGAGAGCUUGAUUAGUUUGCAGGUUAAUUGGUUGGUGUAGUAGUCAUGGCGGCGCUGCGUGACGUGCUGCUGUCGAUCGCGCAGACGCCGCACCGGCUGCGGCGGCGGGCGCUGGUGACGUGGACGCCGGCGCAGGAGACGAGCGAGGUGAGGGACAGGUCGGGGGCGCGGAUGAAGCGGCGGCUGGAGUGGUACGACCUCGUGGGGCUCGGCGUCGGCGGGAUGCUGGGCGCCGGCGUCUUCGUCACCACCGGCCGCGUCGCGCGCGACACCGCCGGCCCCGCCGUGUUCGCCUCCUACGUCAUCGCCGGCGUCUCCGCGCUCCUCUCCUCCUUCUGCUACGCCGAGUUCUCCGUCCGCGUCCCCGCCGCCGGCGGCGCCUUCAGCUACCUCCGCGUAACGUUCGGUGAGCUGGUGGGGUUCUUCGGGGGAGCCAACAUCCUGAUGGAGUACGUGCUGUCGAACGCGGCGGUGGCGAGGAGCUUCACGGACUACCUGGCCUCGACGUGCGGGAUCACGGAGCCGGACGCGUGGAGGAUCCAGGUCGACGGCAUCGCCAAGGGCUACAACGCGCUCGACUUCCCGGCCGUCGCGCUCAUCCUUGUCCUAACUCUCUGCUUGUGCUACAGCACCAAGGAGAGCGCGAUGCUGAACAUGGUGAUCACGGUGUUCCACCUGCUCUUCUUCGUGUUCAUCAUCCUGGCCGGCCUGUGGAACGGCAGCGCGCGGAACCUGGUGUCGCCGCACGGCCUGGCGCCCUACGGCGUCCGCGGCGUCCUCGACGGCGCCGCCAUCGUCUACUUCAGCUACAUCGGCUACGACUCGGCGUCCACCAUGGCCGAGGAAAUCCGCGACCCCGCCCGCGCCCUCCCCGUCGGCAUCGCCGGCUCAGUCCUCGUCGUCUCCGCGCUCUACUGCCUCAUGUCCCUCGCCCUCUGCGCCAUGCUUCCCUACACCGAGAUAGCGGAGAGCGCGCCGUUCUCGGCGGUGUUCAGGGAGAAGGCGGGGUGGGAGUGGGCGGGGAGCGUCGUCGGGGCCGGGGCGAGCCUGGGGAUCGUGGCGUCGCUGCUGGUGGCGAUGCUGGGGCAGGCGAGGUACCUGUGCGUCAUCGCCAGAGCGCGGCUGGUGCCGGCGUGGCUGGCCAAGGUGCACCCUUCCACCGGCACUCCUAUGAACGCCACCAUCUUUCUAGGAUUGUGCACAGCAUCAAUCGCACUCUUCACAGAGCUGCAGGUAGUGUUCGAGAUGAUAUCAAUCGGAACACUCCUGGUCUUCUACCUGGUCGCCAACGCGCUCAUCUACCACCGAUACGCGAAGCUGGGUGCCAACCGAUCUCUGCAUGUCCUCCUCUUCCUGCUCAUCCUUACACUGAGCUCCCUUGGCUUCUCCCUCUCGAGGAGGAUCCAUGGGCAAUGCCGAUGGGGAAUGGCUUUGUUCGGCGCCACCUCCGUGACGAUUACCGCCAUGUUCCACUGCGCGGUACGGCGAGACAUGCCAGAGCCACCAUCAGAGUGGAUGGUCCCUCUGAUGCCAUGGCCGGCGGCUGCAUCCGUCUUCCUGAAUGUGUUCCUGAUGACCACUCUCAAGGUGAUGUCAUUUCAGAGGUUUGGCCUCUGGAGCUUUGUGAUCAUAGUCUUCUAUGUCUGCUAUGGGGUGCACUCCACAUACUCUGCAGAAGAAAAUGAGGCUGUCAAUGCUAUGAUUCAUCAUGCCAAUAUGGACAUAUCUUAGCAAUAGCAGCACAUAAUACAUUGAUCUAGGAGUUACUUUGGAGCUAACUAGCUUGGCAAUUAGGCUGUCUCCAGAAUGGUCCCGAAUCUAAAGAGGAUGGAGGGCAAAAGAGAAGCUGCUUUUGCAUUAGGUUAGACUCUUCUUUUCCUGCUUUUGUGCUUGCAAAUUGGCUUGUAACUUUUUUUUUUCUCAAAGUGUACAUGCAGGACUGUGAAUGGCAUGUUUUCCUUUUGAUCAAAGACCAGAAAUUUUGUCUACUUUAAACAUAGAAGGUGACCAUUUCCGUAGAAAGUACCAAGUGACAGCAGAAGAGUAAUUUUUAACAGCUAGAUUUAAGUAUCUGUUUUUCCGUUCUUUUAGAAGUACUGAUUAAAUUUACAGGUGCAACAGGAAAUGCCAGUGCAAAAGAAGACAAUCAAAUGCUGGUUUACUGGCUUCCAUGUCCAAAGCAAUGCACAAAAUGCAACCUCGAUAGUUAUAUUUUUUGUAAGUGUAGCCAUGAAAA